AUGGCAGCUGCGCCAAAUGAAUGUGAGGAGUGGAUAGGCAGUGCAUACCUGUUUGUGGAGUCUUCAGUGGACAAAGUGGUCCUGUCUGAUGCCUAUUCUCAGCCCCAGAAGAAGGUGGCAGUAUACAGCGCCCUGAGGACUGCGUUGGAAGAAAGCUGCGGGACCCCAGACCAACUGCAGAUGCUCAAGAUCCACCGCAGUGACCCGCAGCUGAUUGUGCAUUUGCGUUUCUGCGGACGCCAGCCAUGCGACCGCUUCCUGAGGGCCUACCACGAGGGGGCGCUGUGCACCGCGCUACAGAGAAGCUUGGCGGCUGCGCUCGCCCUGAACUCUGUGCGGCUUCUACUGGAGCUGCGUGCUGGCGCUGAGCUGCUGGACUCUUGGCUGCCAGACAAGGAGCGGUGCUUGAAUUGCAUCUUUUCUCAGAAGCCCGAUCGGCUGCGGGACGAGGAGCUUGCUGAGCUGGAGGAGGCGCUCGGAAAUCUGACAUGUGGACCCGAGGGCCAAGGUGGCGAUAUGAAGGUCGCUCGGGCCCCCUUGCAGUCCCAGGCCCCCGCCCAAUCCGAGGAGAAGCCACCGCUACCAGGCCAAACUUUUCUGUUCCAGGGUCAGCCCAUAGUGAACCGACCACUGAGUCUACAGGACCAACAGACAUUCGCCCGCUUAGUGGGCCUCAAAUGGCGCAAGGUAGGGCGCUCGCUGCAGCGUGGCUGUCGGGCGCUACGGGAUCCAGUGCUGGACGCCCUGGCCUAUGAGUAUGAACGCGACGGGCUUUACGAGCAGGCCUUCCAGCUGCUGCGGCGCUUUGUGCAAGCUGAAGGCCGCCGCGCCACCCUGCAACGUCUGGUGGAGGCGUUGGAGGAGAAUGAGCUCACCAGUCUGGCGGAGGAUUUGCUGGGCCUGGCAGAUCCCGAUGGCCUUCAAGUUUAG
Molecule: messenger RNA, 930 nt
Organism: Chrysochloris asiatica (Cape golden mole)
Lineage: Eukaryota; Metazoa; Chordata; Mammalia; Afrosoricida; Chrysochloridae
Gene: TRADD
Product: TNFRSF1A-associated via death domain
Exons: 4
Coding region: 1-930 (309 amino acids)
Biological process (GO): positive regulation of canonical NF-kappaB signal transduction; extrinsic apoptotic signaling pathway
Cellular component (GO): tumor necrosis factor receptor superfamily complex
Molecular function (GO): transmembrane receptor protein tyrosine kinase adaptor activity
Source: RefSeq, a predicted model, not a curated record